This is a messenger RNA of Peronospora farinosa, 306 nucleotides long. NCBI's taxonomy places the organism in Eukaryota, Oomycota, Peronosporomycetes, Peronosporales, Peronosporaceae. The record is from the annotation of a GenBank genome assembly.
AUGAGCGAUAACAAGGAGAUCCCGUCCGAGUACCGUAUCUCUGAAAAAUGGGACAAAUGUCUUGAGAACUUUACACUUUAUUUUGGUGCUGGUCUUGUGGCUGGUGGCCUCACGUCUCUUGUGCUCGCACGUUCUGGUGCUGGUCGUGGACUGAUCACGGGUCUCGGUGCAGGUACGGGGGCUGGAUCAAGCUGGACAACGUGUCAGAUGGCGUUUGCAGGUGAUGUUAAUGCACAGACAGCUCUGAAAAAGACGGAAAAGGCUGUGGAUGAUUUCAAGGAGAAGAUCAAGAAGAGCUCUAACUAA